Messenger RNA from Hyla sarda, 2407 nucleotides. It is a transcript of the gene GLP1R, whose product is annotated as glucagon like peptide 1 receptor. The record is from RefSeq and is a predicted model, not a curated record. Gene Ontology annotation, molecular function: peptide hormone binding; glucagon receptor activity. The transcript is spliced from 14 exons. The coding region runs from base 307 to 1533 and encodes 408 amino acids. Gene Ontology annotation, biological process: cell surface receptor signaling pathway; adenylate cyclase-activating G protein-coupled receptor signaling pathway. Lineage: Eukaryota; Metazoa; Chordata; Amphibia; Anura; Hylidae. Gene Ontology annotation, cellular component: plasma membrane.
CCCUCCUCCUCAGCUCCAUGCCCACCUCACCUGCUCCUCGCCUCCUCUCUGCCCGUCUCCUGUCGCUCCGAUCUUGGUUGGCUCCAGAUGAUUCUCCCCAGAUCCGUCCUGACUUUCUUGCUACUUCUGGAGAUGGUGAAUUCUGGGUCCAGGAAGCAGGCUUUCAGCACAAUAUCCUGACAUACCAUCAGAGCAAAGUGUACACCUAGUGAGAGAACGUUAUGACCUCAAGUUUCUGUAAACCAGACCACGGCUGUUUCUCUAUCGGACACAAUACAGAAGUGGAGAGAAUACAGAGAGCAGUGUAUGAAGACUUUACACCACACCCCGACCACCCUGACCGGGAGGUUCUGUAAUCGCACAUUUGAUGAUUACGCUUGUUGGCCGGACGGAGUUCCUGGAACGUAUGUGAACGUUUCCUGCCCCUGGUAUCUCCCCUGGGCACAUAAAGUGAUACAUGGCAGAGUGUUCCGAUACUGCACUCUGGAGGGGACGUGGCUGGUGAAGGAAGGGAAGGACAAUGGGACUGUACCAUGGAGGAACCUGACCGAAUGUGAGGACAGAUCCCUGAAGGUCCAACCAGAAGAUCAGUUAUCAUCCCUGUCCAUUAUAUACACCAUAGGAUACUCCCUGUCCUUCUCCGCACUCGUCAUCGCUACAUUCAUCCUGGUGAUAUUCAGACAUCUCCACUGUACGAGGAACUACAUCCACCUGAACCUCUUCACCUCCUUCAUACUGAGAGCCAUUUCUGUCUUCAUAAAGGACUCGGUGCUGCGGUGGAUGUAUAACAUCGCCAUCCACGACAACCAAUGGGAAGGACUCAUCUCCUACCAGGAGUCGCUCAGUUGCCGCCUGGUCUUCGUGAUGAUGCAGUACUGCGUGGCGGCGAACUACUACUGGCUGCUGGUGGAGGGGAUCUACCUGCACACCCUGCUGGUGCUUUCCGUCUUCUCCGAGCAGCGGCUCUUCAGCUUCUACCUGUGCAUCGGAUGGGGUGUGCCUAUGCUGUUUGUCCUCCCGUGGGGUGUAGUGAAGUACCUCUAUGAAGAUGAUGGUUGCUGGACACGAAAUUAUAACAUGAACUACUGGCUCAUCAUCCGCCUGCCGAUCCUCAUCGCCAUCGGGGUGAACUUCGUCAUCUUCAUCCGAGUCAUCUGUAUCAUCAUCUCAAAGCUGCAGGCGAAUCUGAUGUGCAGAACAGACACCAAGUGCAGACUCGCCAAGUCCACCCUGACGCUGAUUCCGCUGCUGGGGACGCACGAGAUAAUUUUCGCCUUCAUCACCGAUGAACACGCCAAAGGAUCCUUACGCUACAUCAAGCUGUUCUUCGAGCUUUCCUUAAGUUCCUUCCAGGGCCUGAUGGUCGCUGUAUUGUACUGCUUCAUUAACAAUGAGGUGCAGGCGGAGUUCCAGAGGAGAUGGGAUCGCUGGCGGUUGGAACACAUCUACAGCCAACGUGACAGCAGUAUGAAGCCCAUUAAGUUUCCCGCCAAUAGCCUGAGCAGCGGGGUGACCGUGGGCAGCAGUGUUUAACCGGAUCUUCUCACAGCCGGAUACCCACUGCCCAGACAUGAACUCUGGAGCGACCAAAGGAAAUCUCCCGAGCGCAAGAGCCAUCGUUCUGCACAAGACGCCGUCCUCCUGCUGUUUCUGACAUUGACAUUCAGCUGCUUUCGUCUCUGUGCUUGUGUCUGCGGUUGGCCGACCCUCUGCUCCGUCCUCAGGGGAAGAUCCUUGAGGGGGCGGAGAGGGGGCGGAGCUUCUCCACGUCUCAGGUUGUGCACAGAUGGACACCGGCCAUGGACUCUCUUGGAUACAGGUUUUAUUGCAUUGAUGGAUUAUUUGGACCAAUAUAUGAGGCCUCCAGAACAUUUCCAGGGGUCUUCAGGGGUCUUCAUGUUAAAGUGACAGUGCUUUAUUUUCUCUUUGAAUGUUCUUCACCAGCGUCUUCACCCGUCUCCAUGGAUGUUCCCAGUUGCCUAUAACCUGAGGACAUCGGGUGGGAGGGAUCUACAUGGUUGUUCGGUGAUAAUAUGGCAGAAAUGAUCUUCUAGGGCAGAAUUUCCUUAUCCCACCACAAGACAAUCCCUAAGACUUUAUCUUCUCUAUCACCUUCCAGCUAUCAAUGGACGCCGGUCAAUAUCUUGGCAUUUGUCACCAUCAUGAGUGAUUGGGCACUGUCCACGUGUUGUUGGCAUCAUGUGCGGGCGGCAUAAACUUCUUCUAGGCUUCUGCCCUCUCCGUGCACCUCUAAGAUAGAAACCACAAAGAGGAACAUAGCCAAAGGUCACCAAGGGUCACACCACGACUGGGGUCACUGUUGUUGGUGAUGGCCGUGGGGUGUCGGAGCUUCUCCAGCAGUGGAUGGUGGUGCAGAUAGGAAGAGAGCAAUGCCCCCCCCCCUUAC